GCUCAAUACACAGUCAUCGACAUGUCUGAUAACGAAGCCAAGGGCGACUUUGGCGACGCCUUCGAGUUUGACCAUGAACAGGACCAAGAGGGGUUUGAUCAACAAGCUGAAGCUGAAACAACUAGCGGCGAACCACAACAAGAAUCAGGACAGUCUAACGAAGCCCAGCAGUCGGAUAAUGAGGAAUACGACGAAAACCUUUACUCCAUAAAAGCACACAAGCUUGAAGGAGAAGGAAACGCAAAAGAAGUGACUCAGAAGAAGAAUGUCCGUAAAACCAAGAGAGAUAAUGAUACGGGAGACAGAGACAUAUUUGGUCAUGAUACCACUCUGUCGGUGCCCCAAGAUGAUUACCUCGAUGACGUUCCCGAUUUCAGUAAUGAAGACCCUCAAGCCAGAAAGAGAAGAUUGUUGGAAGAAAAGAUGGAAAAUGCUGUCAAGACGAAGGGUGUGAGACGUAGAAAGGCCGAUGAAGAUGACUUGGAAAGAAUGCAGGACGACAAAAUUGAUUCAUUGAAGGACCAAAUGAUCAGAGCUGCCAACUUAGACGUUGAAAAGAAUUCACAAGGACAGAUCGCCACCGAAAAGCUCAAAUUAUUGAAGCCAGUGCUUGAUAUCUUGUCCAGAGCCGAUUUGGCCAUUUCGAUCUUGGAUAACAAUUUAUUGGAAGCGGUGCGUUUAUGGUUGGAACCAUUGCCCGAUGCAUCUAUGCCAGCAUAUCAAAUUCAGAAGGAAUUAAUCUACAGGUUAGAUACCUUGCCAAUUAAAACAGACCAUUUGGUUGCCUCAGGAUUGGGUAAGGUCUUGGUGUUUUACCAAAGAUCCAAAAGAACUGAACCAAGUCUCAAGAAGAUUGUUGAUAGACUUAUUGGUGACUGGACCAGACCUAUUUUAAACAAGUCGGACUCUUACAAGGAUCGUACCAUCCAAUUCAAUGAGUACAACAAGCACAAAUACACCAACCAAUUGGCUUCAGCCAGAAGUGCCAAACCAAAGGAGGUCAAGACGUUAUACGAAGAGAACGCUGCUAGAAGAAAGAGAGCAGCCAUUCCUAGUGCUAGAACCGCAGCAUACAAGAUUGCCCCAAGAGUUGAUCCUAAUAUGUUAAGAAGACAACAAGCCAGAGGAGGUGGUGCAGGUGAUGAAAGAUUCAGAAGAAUCAAUCAAAAGUUGACCCUGAUGUCUAUCAAAAAGAAGACUUCAAAGAAGGGUGGACCUUCCAUCGAAGGCAGAAACUUAGGUAUUUAGUGUAAUAACAUGUAAAUUAGACAA
This is a messenger RNA of Suhomyces tanzawaensis NRRL Y-17324, 1272 nucleotides long. RefSeq lists its product as uncharacterized. Bases 22 to 1248 code for a protein of 408 amino acids. The record is from RefSeq and is a predicted model, not a curated record. Gene Ontology annotation, cellular component: nucleus. Gene Ontology annotation, biological process: poly(A)+ mRNA export from nucleus. The transcript has a single exon. Lineage: Eukaryota; Fungi; Ascomycota; Pichiomycetes; Serinales; Debaryomycetaceae.